Messenger RNA from Meira miltonrushii, 1200 nucleotides. Its product is annotated as UreD-domain-containing protein. The record is from RefSeq and is a predicted model, not a curated record. Gene Ontology annotation, molecular function: nickel cation binding. The transcript has a single exon. Lineage: Eukaryota; Fungi; Basidiomycota; Exobasidiomycetes; Exobasidiales; Brachybasidiaceae. The annotation marks the transcript as partial.
AUCUGAACAUCAAACCAUUCUAUGGCCAAAGAAUGUCCAAGACUGUUGGAUCAGGGAUCAUAACAGACUCAACACCAUUUCGAUUCGAAAGAUUCACAGGAACAGGAUUGGCAAUCGUACGUAAACAUGGCAGCAAUAAUGAUAAUGAGGCGGUAGCUGGAUUCACACAUCUAGCAUUCACUUUCCCGCUCAAACUUAUUUCACCUCGAUCAGCUUCUAGGGAUGCGAUCACAAGAAUUGCAAAGAGAUUAACAGACAAGCAACAGGGACCAAUCAAGCCUGUCGCUGCUUUGUAUGUUGUGGGAUAUGGAGGUGGCUUGGUCAGUGGAGAUGCAGUUUUGAUAGAUAUGGAUGUAGGGGAAGGAUGUACGCUGCUCUUACUGACACAAGGCAGUACAAAGGUGUACAAGAUGCGAGGCAAGCAGCUCGCCAAUCAUGCCGCACAAGCUUUUGAUUCUUCUUUAAGCACCAGUCAGACAUUUCGAUCAAUCAUUCGUGCGAAUGCUACAAUGGUAGUCUUGCCAGAUCCGGUAACAUGUUAUACGAGUGCAAGAUAUAAGCAAAUUCAACGAUUUGAUUUACGGGAUGCACAAUCAUCUUCUCUCAUUCUGUUGGAUUGGUUCACCCCUGGCAGAGUUCAUCUGAUGGAAAGAAACGGUCAUCUUGCCAAUAGCGAACGAUGGGCAUUUGAUUCUUAUUAUAGCAGAAAUGAAGUUCGUAUAGCGGGAGAAGUUUUGGCUCGUGAUGUUUUGGAACUUCAAAAUGAGCAGGAUGAGAAUGGAUACCAAACAGGCAACAGUAUCGCACAGAAAUGCGAGCCAUACACUUGCUUUGCUAUGCUUGUGCUUUAUGGAAAAGACGUACAUGCGAUCGUUCAAUCACUUAAAGAUGAAUUCCAUUCCAUACAACAACACAAUCGCUCAAGAGCAACAAAUGCACAACAGCAAGAAGUGCUUUGGAGUUGCAGUCCUAUUACAAAAGCCGGCGAAGAUGAACAGGCCUACACUGGCGGAUUGAUCGUUCGAGUUGCCGGUCUUACAACAGAAGCUGUCCGAUACUGGCUUCGCAUUCGUUUGGAUCAGGCUAAAGAUGUGAUCGGAGAUGAUCUCUACAGACAGGCUCUAGGAUAGUUGUGACUCGCUCUGUAUACCCAAAGAUAUAGUUGCGGCAAUUGUAUUAUACUUUCAAUUUGAUGUAAAU